Echinococcus granulosus is the source of this 474-nucleotide messenger RNA. Its product is annotated as Calmodulin. The transcript is spliced from 2 exons. The record is from RefSeq and is a predicted model, not a curated record. Bases 1 to 474 code for a protein of 157 amino acids. Lineage: Eukaryota; Metazoa; Platyhelminthes; Cestoda; Cyclophyllidea; Taeniidae. Gene Ontology annotation, molecular function: calcium ion binding. Gene Ontology annotation, cellular component: myosin II complex.
AUGCCACCAAAACUAGCGACAUAUGUAACGGAGGAGCGACUUGUUGAAUACCAGGAGGCAUUCGACACUUUCGAUCCGGAUGGUAAGGGAAAAAUACCUUGUGAACACGUACUGGUCUGCUUGCGAAAGGUCGGACUGAUGCCCGCUGACUGCGAACUGGAGGAUCUACUGCGCUCUGUUGACACAGAGAAAAAUAUUUUUUCGGAGGGUAUCAACUACGAGCAAUUUUGCCAAAUAGCUUCCAAGAAGGAAAAGGAUGUAUACAACGAAGAAGACAUAGUAAAUGCAUUCGCCCUCUUCGAUUCAACGUCUAAAGGCUACUUGACAACGGAGGAGCUGACACAAACCCUCUGCACACGAGGAGACAAAUUAUCCGCAGGUGAAAUGGCCGCACUUAUUAAAAGCGCUGGGGCCAGUACAAAUGGACGCAUACACUACGAGGACUUCAUACAUCAUAUGAUGUUAAGAGACUAA